Cucumis sativus (cucumber) is the source of this 1452-nucleotide messenger RNA. Its product is annotated as annexin D5. Gene Ontology annotation, cellular component: cytoplasm. Lineage: Eukaryota; Viridiplantae; Streptophyta; Magnoliopsida; Cucurbitales; Cucurbitaceae. Bases 177 to 1127 code for a protein of 316 amino acids. The record is from RefSeq and is a predicted model, not a curated record. Gene Ontology annotation, molecular function: calcium-dependent phospholipid binding; calcium ion binding. The transcript has 6 exons.
CACAAGAAAAUGUACGUUUGGUGGCAGCGUCCUGAAAAGCAAGUUGGCCAACGUUGAAUCAAAUACCAUCAUCCUCAAUCGCCUAUGAUUCAUUCUCCCUUUCUAUAUAAUCUAAAUCUAUCGCUCAUCUUUAACUUUCACUUCAACUUUUUCCUCUCAUUUUUCUUCCUUCUCCAAUGUCUUCCUUAACCAUUCCUCCUCUUCUUACUUCUCCUCGGGACGAUGCUGCCCUACUUUACCGCGCCUUCAAAGGUUUUGGAUGUGAUACUGCUGCAGUUAUCAAUGUUCUUGCACAUAGAGAUGCAGCACAACGUGCUCUCAUUCAGCAGGAAUAUAGAGCCAUUUACUCUGAGGAACUCACCAAACGCUUAAAAUCUGAGCUUAGUGGCAAACUUGAGGAUGCAAUUUUACUAUGGAUGUAUGAUCCAGCAACCAGAGAUGCUAUUCUAGUGAAGAAUGCUAUAUAUGGAGAAACCUCUACUCUUAGAGCUGCCACUGAAGUAAUUUGUUCUCGUACACCGUCGCAGAUUCAGCAUUUUAAACAAAUUUACUUGGCCAUGUUUCGUUCUCCCCUUGAACGUGAUAUUGAACGCACUGCUACCGGUGAUCAUCUAAAGCUGCUAUUAGCUUAUGUUAGUAAACCGCGAUAUGAAGGCCCAGAAGUCGACAGAGCUCUGGUAGAUAAAGAUGCCAAAUCUCUCUAUAAAGCUGGAGAGAAAAGAUUGGGAACUGAUGAAGAUAAGUUCAUAAAAAUUUUCAGUGAAAGAAGCAGGGCACAUCUCUCCGCUGUUAGUCAUGCUUAUAAACAUUCAUAUGGCAACUCUUUGAAAGAGGUUAUAAAGAAAGAAACAUCUGGGAAUUUUGAGCAUGGCCUUCUCACAAUUUUGCUGUGUGCUGAGAAUCCUGGGUUUUACUUUGCAAAGGUAUUGCGCAAGGCAAUGAAAGGAAUGGGAACAGACGACUCGACCCUGAUAAGAGUAAUUGUGUCAAGAGCUGAGAUAGAUAUGCAGUAUAUAAAGGCAGAAUAUCACAAGAAAUAUAAGAAAACACUGAACAAAGCAGUUCAGUCCGAGACUUCAGGCAGCUACAAGGACUUUCUUCUAUCCUUGUUGGGUCCUGAUCGUUAGACUACAAUUGCAAUGUAGAUCAAGAAGAUUUGGGAUUCUAAAAGUUGAAAAUCUUCAUGUUUGAUAGUUUGUGGUUUUUAUUUUUAUUUUUCUUUUGUAAUCGUAUUUGCUUUGUGUAAGUUUAUAGGCUAUGAACAUCUUUUGUAUCAAGUCUGAGUUUGUAUAGUUGUUCCUUGGUAUGUUUUUGUUUGAUUUUUUAAAAAAUAAAUGUAAUUGGCCAUGGUUGUUUAACGAUUCUAUCUCAGUUUGUGAUAUUGGACUGGAUUAGAGGGAAAAUAUUGUUCAGUGAAUACAAAAUAAAUAAGCAACGAUAAGGCUUUCGAGA